AUGAUUGAUGACACAAAUACAAUUGAUUGUAGUUAUUCAACAACAAUUACCCAUUUACCACGUUCAUGGACUUCAACAAAUCAUAACUUAACAUUAUUUACACAAUCGAUACUACGAUUUGAUCUUCUUCAUACACCAUCAAUUACUUCAAUAAAAACAAACGAUUUUCAAGGUCUUUAUAAUCUUCGAGAUCUAUCAAUAAUUAAUACUGGACUUAUUACAAUUCAACCACAUGCAUUUCGUCAUCUUCAUCGUUUACAUGAACUUCGUAUUGAAUUAAAUCGAAAUUUAAUUGAAUUAAAAUCAUUUGCAUUAAGUGAUAUUGAAUAUGUACAUCGUAUAUCAUUGAAAUCAAAUUCAAUACGUGUUAUACAUACAGAAGUAUUUCGUAAUACACAUUUUGUUGAUAUAUUAGAUCUAAGUGACAAUCCUUUAGAGAUUAUUGAAUCCUAUGCUUUUAAUGGUCUUAAAUCAGUUGGUACUUUAAUCUUAUGUUUAUUACCCACAUGUCCAAUAAAACAAAUUGAUUCAUUCGCUUUUUUUGGAUUUCAUACAUGUGAUAAAAUAAUAUUAACCGGUAUUCAUACAUCAUUACGUUCAAAUUCAUUUUCCUAUAUGACAUCAGUUAAUCUUGUUAAUUUAUCUCAUAGCGAAAUAACACAUAUAAAUUCAUAUGCAUUUCAAGAUUGUGAACAUAUCGGUGAAAUUGAUUUAUCAUCAUCAUUAAUAUCAAAUAUUGAUUCUCAUGCAUUUGAUCAACUAUAUAAUGUUUCAUUAUUAAAUUUAAAAGGAAAUUUAAUACGUUUAUUUGAAAAAACAAUUUUUCAACAAUUAGCACAUACAAUAAAACAAAUUAAUCUUGAUAAUAAUCCAAUACGAUGUGAUUGUACACUUGAAUGGUAUUUAGAAGAACGUUCAAAUCGAUAUAAAUUACCUGAUGUAUGCACAGGUCCAAUUGGAUAUGAAUGUUUAAGUCCAAAUGAAUUACAAAAAUCUCAAUUAAUAUGUUAUCAAACAGAAAAAAAUGAUAAUCAAAGCAAAGAAAUAAAUUUUUGUGAAAGACGUGAAAAACAUAUAUCUGCUAGAGAAUCAUCUGCAUCUUUGUAUGAAUUAAAUAGUUUUUUGUUUAUUUUAAUCAUAUUUAUAUUUCCAAACAAAAUUUUAUUUCCUUUGUGA
Adineta steineri is the source of this 1176-nucleotide messenger RNA. The record is from the annotation of a GenBank genome assembly. NCBI's taxonomy places the organism in Eukaryota, Metazoa, Rotifera, Eurotatoria, Adinetida, Adinetidae.